GUCCUGGAAGAAGUGAAGAAGCUGCUUCAAUAAGAGCGAAUAAUUUGAUACUUCCACAAUUUGGAUUAUUUUAUUUUGAAGUCCAUAUUAUUGAUGAGGGAAAUAAUGGAUCUAUCGCAAUUGGAUUUUGUACAAAAAAAGCUAGCUUAAAUAGGAUGCUCGGUAAAUGA
Messenger RNA from Dentiscutata erythropus, 170 nucleotides. The record is from the annotation of a GenBank genome assembly. Lineage: Eukaryota; Fungi; Glomeromycota; Glomeromycetes; Diversisporales; Gigasporaceae.